Nasonia vitripennis (jewel wasp) is the source of this 1287-nucleotide messenger RNA. RefSeq lists its product as uncharacterized. The record is from RefSeq and is a predicted model, not a curated record. The coding region runs from base 167 to 970 and encodes 267 amino acids. Gene Ontology annotation, molecular function: N-acetyltransferase activity. The transcript has 4 exons. Lineage: Eukaryota; Metazoa; Arthropoda; Insecta; Hymenoptera; Pteromalidae.
UGAAGUGCGUAAACAGCGAGGGGAUAUUAAAAGGCUCAACAUAAUACAAAGCCGAGGAUCAAAAUUACCUCCGAGUGAUACAUUACGAUCUGCCGAUGCAGCAGCGGUAUAAUGAUAUUUUAAUUUCCAAUCUCCAAUUAAAGUCCUGCACUUGGAAAGCUUCAAAAUGAUUCCGGCCCUGCGAAAGCUCGUUCGGAGCCGCUCAGCUAAUUGUAACCUCAUCCGGAGCAUAACCUGUCGCUCGAAGCCGCGUCCGCAGUACAAACUGCGCGUGGCCUAUCCGCAGGACUACUCGCGGCUCAUGCGUUUCAUGGCGGACACGUAUUUCCGGAGCGAGCCCUCGAUCGUCAACAUCGGCGGAAAUCUCUCAGGCCAGCCGAAUCCGACGCUCGUCCACCUGAUGGACAAGAGCAUCCGCGAGGGUAUGAGCCUCAUCGCGGAGGACCUGGUCAAUGGCGAUUGCAUCGUCGGCGCGGCCGUGAACGUCGACAGCCGGCCGUUCGACAACGAGAAGAACGCCAAGCUGGCCGAGACUUGCUGUGAGCGUCGGGAGGCCAGAGACCUCAUCGAGUUCUCGAUUUUCUGCUCGAGGCAAGCCGACCUGUGGAACGUCUACUGCAUCGACAGCGUCUUCGAGUGCGCCUAUCUCGCGGUGCAUCCGGAGCACCAGGGCAGGGGCAUAGCCAGGAAGCUCGUCGAGGAGAGCUGGAUCCUGGCGAGGGACAUGGCCUACAGGCUCUUCAGGAUCGACUGCAGCAGCAGAUACACGGCAAACAUAGCCGAAAGCUUCGGCUGGAAGUGCAUCUACUCGAUCCCGUACCGUCGCUACUUCAACGACGGCCGGUUCAUCUUCACUUGCGUCGAGGAGCCGCACACCGAGUUUCGCGUAUUCGUCGAUCGGCUGAACCACUACAAGAACUACUCGCCGCCGACGAAGCGACGGAGCGAAAGUAGCAAGCCACAGCUCUGAUGAAAAUACCCGCACAAUAAUAGCCUCUCUCAUACGCCGCGCCAAGAUACUCCUCGCAAAUCGAAUCCGUACGUACCAGGAGCUACACGGGACGGCCGAAAACUUAGUAGCGUCUCAGCACUUAUACAGAAAAGUCCGUCCGAGAAAUGAAGCCGUGUUUGUCCGAACGCGCGCAAGUUUGAAGCGGGCGAGCGUGCGCAUAAUAGAAAAAGGAAAAAGAAAGGCGCCGGAGACAGGAGAGCAAAAAAAGAGACCCGCUGCUAUCGUCGUCGUCGUCGUGAAAGAAAGAAAGCGAAAAAAUCCAGAGCCGAGAAGAA